Messenger RNA from Metarhizium acridum CQMa 102, 1203 nucleotides. Its product is annotated as Lissencephaly-1. Gene Ontology annotation, cellular component: kinetochore; cytoplasmic microtubule; microtubule associated complex. Gene Ontology annotation, biological process: establishment of mitotic spindle orientation; microtubule organizing center organization; vesicle transport along microtubule. Gene Ontology annotation, molecular function: microtubule plus-end binding; dynein complex binding. NCBI's taxonomy places the organism in Eukaryota, Fungi, Ascomycota, Sordariomycetes, Hypocreales, Clavicipitaceae. The record is from RefSeq and is a predicted model, not a curated record.
AUGGAUCUCGAGUCACGAAACGCAUCGCUGCAGUCUGAACUCGAUAACGCCACACCGAGCUCCCUGUCGAAGCGAAACCAAGAUCCCACAUCAUGGUUGCCUAGAAAACCAUCGAGACAUACGCUGGAGAGUCACCGAGGGAUGAUCAACUGUAUUGCUUUCCACCCAAGAUUCUCAUCGAUUGCCUCUGGAUCCGACGAUUGCACAAUCAAGAUCUGGGAUUGGGAACUGGGCGAACUGGAACAAACAAUCAAAGGCCACACGCGUGCCGUCAAGGGUCUUGAUUACGGCGGGCCUCGAGGUGCUACGUUAUUGGCAUCAUGCAGCUCAGAUCUCACUAUCAAACUGUGGGACCCGUCAGAUCAAUACAAGAAUAUUCGAACAUUGUCGGGCCACGACCACAGCGUUAGCGCGGUUCGGUUUAUAUCAUCUGGCUCAGGGGGCUCGCAGUCCUCUGCAAACUUGCUGGUCAGUGCUAGCGCAGACAAGACUUUGAGAAUAUGGGACACGGCAACUGGCUACUGCUUGAAGGCCCUACGAGGCCACGUUGAUUGGGUGCGAGAUGUUUGCCCGUCAGGGGACGGACAGUUCAUCAUAUCGGCUGGUAGUGAUCAUACUGCACGGCUCUGGGAUAUCUCUGUCCCUAACCCAGAGAAUAAAGUAACGCUCAUUGGACACGAAAACGCUGUUGGCUGUUGCACAUUUGCGCCGCCAUCAGCAUAUGUUCACUUGGCCUCCAUGGCCGGUCUGAAGAAGGCACCGCCCGCCACCAGCUCGGCGGAAUUCCUGGCUACGGGCUCCCGCGACAAGACUAUCAAAUUAUGGGACGGACGAGGCAUCUGCUUCAAGACGCUUGUGGGACACGACAACUGGGUGUCAUCGCUUGUUUUCCACCCUGGCGGCAAGUAUCUGCUCUCGUGUGCGGACGAUAAGACAAUACGAUGCUGGGACUUGAGCCAGGAAGGCAAGUGUGUCAAGGUACUGGACGAAGCUCACACACAUUUUGUGACAUGCCUACGAUGGGCACCGAGUAUCCUAAAGGACGGCGGGUCUGUAAAUGGGAACGGUACGCAAGAGCAAGGAUCGGAAAACGAUGGGGGUUUGAAAAAGAGUGUAGGGCCGGCCGGGGCCUCGGAUGAGCAGAUGCGAUGUGUUAUUGCAACGGGGAGUGUCGACAUGACACUUAGGAUAUGGGCGAAUUAG